Rosa chinensis is the source of this 2889-nucleotide messenger RNA. RefSeq names its product transmembrane emp24 domain-containing protein p24beta3-like. The transcript has 2 exons. The coding region runs from base 151 to 510 and encodes 119 amino acids. NCBI's taxonomy places the organism in Eukaryota, Viridiplantae, Streptophyta, Magnoliopsida, Rosales, Rosaceae. The record is from RefSeq and is a predicted model, not a curated record.
UCCACUGUGAUGCUCGCCGUCACCACAACCACCAUGAUUCAGACGGCUGUGAUCUCCACCACCGUGUCUCCUUAACGAUAACUUCAGUUUCUUUUUUAUUUCGAUUGGGUUUAUUAAUUUCACGCCUGAAACCAAGAGCGCUUGGGAAUUAUGGAAGAGUCAGAAACCUCAGCAGACGGAGGCGUUCAGCCUAAAACGGAGGCAGGGAUGAGCCGGAAGGAGAAGUGGAAAGCCAUGAAGAAGAUGAAGCGGAAGCAGACGCGGAAGGAAAUCGCUCUCAAAGAGCGUCAGGAAGAAGAGGCGAGGCCCCAAGAUCCUCAAGAGCUUAUCAACAUGGAGCAAGAGGAGGCCAAGAGGUCCGAGAGUGUGAGGAUCUUGUUCGAGGAGCGAGAGAGAGAUUGGAUUGAAGCCAUGGAGAUUCGAAAGAGGAAACGAAUCGAACAAGAAGACGAGGAGCAUAGAAUUAAGGAUCUGGAAGACGAAGAACUAUUUUAUCAAAAAUGCAAAUGAUGAUGGUGAUGAUGACUGGGAGUAUGUAGAAGAGGGACCUGCUGAAAUCAUCUGGAAGGAAAAUGAAGUAAUUGUCAAGAAGAAAAGAGUCAAGGUUCCAAAGAGGAAUAAAGACUAGAAAAGUAUAAAGGAGGUGUGUAACAUCAAUUGGAACAUGGAUUAAAUACACAAUACUUUAUGGUCUUUGGGUUUGUCCAUAAAGUUUUAAGGACAGAUGUUGUCAUUUUUUCCACAGGAUUCUGAUCGACCUACAUCAAAUCCUCUCCCUCCACAAUCCGAAGCUUCUGAUGAUUACAAAAAUGCAUCUUUAUCAGCGCAGCAGCUGAUUGAGACUGAACAAGUACUGCAUUUUGGAACUGAACAGGUUUGCUUCUUUCCUCCUCUGUCUGUUAAUACUAUCCAAUUUUAUCUUAGUAAUUGUUAUAUCUCUGCCAAUUUAUCUUAUAUUUUGUGAUUUGAUGCUGUAAUUUUAUUCAUCAGUGAGGGUUAUAGUCUUUAAUCUUUGAGCUUAUGUGCAUGUCAGGAUAAAGAUCAUUGUCCUUUCCAUUUGAAAACUGGUCGAAGCUUGUCGGUUUGGUCGGCAUUGCAGUAGAGUCCUUUCUACCCAGAUAAAUCAUCCACACUGCUUAUCAAGAACAUGUACAAUGGUCCUGGCCUUACUUGGGAGCAGGAUGAGGGGCUUGAGGUCUGUUAAUGCUGCCAUGCCUUCAUGUGAUUCUUGUAUCCUGAUAAUAACUUUGGAGACCUUACUUUCAUUGAAUCUACGAAUCUGUGUAUUUGUGUGGUGUCACUGCAUAAUGAUUGAAAGCAGCUCAUAGAGUUCCUUAUUAAAAAAUGAAAAUUUAUACUUCAAAAGAUAUACUACCCAUUAAAUGUACUUUGUUGAGCAGGCAUAUCUAACAUAAAAUAAACUCUUCUUUCUCUGUGGCAUGUUGAUCUAUUGAGGAGUCAUGGACUGGUUUAUCAUUCUUUUCGACAUGAUAUCUUUUUGGAUUUGUAUUUGAUUGCAUACCAUGUGUCUUAGUUCAAUGCUGUAGUUUAGUUCAGUUUUCCUUCUUUUCAUAUAAGGAUUGACACUCUUCUUCUUUGACUUAAGCAAUCAGAUUCAUUGCAAGUUCACUUUGGUGGAGAUUCAGGUUUUCAGCCUUGAUUGUACUGAAUUAAAGAUAUUAUGCAUAGUAUAUCCUUCUUGCUAUCUUUAAACUUGCUAUGGUGUAUCGAUUAGUUUCCUUAGUCUUAUUGCCAUCUUCGUUAUAAGCUUCACUUCCUUGUUUAUUUCUUCUUUUCACUUUUGUUGUACAUAAACAACUGUGUGCAUUUAUGCAUGUAUCUACCAAUGGUUGUAAUCUCCAUACAAACCAUUGGUAGAUAUAAUUGAUGUAUAAUUGAUUGUAUGGAUUAUGCAUGCAUGUAUAAUUAAUUGUAAUAGUUAUACAUGGCUACACAUUGUCGCCCGAUUGCAAUCAUGAAAUUUUUGUUUUGCUUUGAUAUGCUAUUGAGGUUAGAAACCAUGUAUAGUAGUAUUCUAAAUUUUGCACCUCUAAUAUAUGGAUCUGGAGAUUUAGAGCCUACUUGUGGGAGGGACUGAGUUCUGCCAAUCUCAUUUGGGAGAGCUGAGAUUUCACAGUUAUGAGAUUUUGCCAAACUUCUACUAGGACUGUCUUUGAGAGUUUUGUUGAUAAUAUAACAAAACAAAACAAAAAAAUCUGAAUUAGUUGUCUGACACUUUAAGUUUCUCCUCUGAACAUAUAAAUUUAGAGUCUUUCCUUCAAUUAUCAUUUACUUUUAGUUUGAUUUGGAGUGUGAUCCUUGCCAAUUAAAGGGUAUCAGUCACCCCAAUGAACGCAGAGCCAAGCUUGUAGUUGAUCACUCUUGCAGGCAUGCUUGUGAGUGAUUGAUGCUAGGGAAAAGUCUUUGUCCAAAUCGAAAAACCUGACUCCGCUAUGCAUGUAGUCUGAUGAAGUUACCUUUUCUCUUUGGUUUUACUUAGGCGACGCAGGGCAUUACAUAUAUAUAGGAGUGGUCUACUUGGUGAUGAUCACAACAUCGCCCAAUCUAGAGGUUCAUGAGCUGGAUGAGCUCCCGGAGCAGUGGCGGAGGUUCAAGCUGGCUUGGCUUUGUAAGGAGCUGCCGUCGCAUAAUUCUGGGGCUUGAUUCGGAUUCUCAAUGCCCAGAAGAAGUGGAUGAGGCAAGAGGACGCCAAGAACUCUGGUAUUGUUAACUAUAGGUCUCAUUGUGAAAUUAUAAUCAUUUUCCUUCCAUCAGUUUAAGGAUUAUGAUACCAAGAACUCUGGUAUUUUGAAAGAAAUCUGCAGAAACUGUUCUGCAGUACAGCCUUCUUUGGUAUUUCUUUUUCCUGACUUAUUGAACUCCAAAUGA